AUGGAACACAAGCUAAAGCUUCGCAGGGAUAAUGAAGGAGAGUUGGUGAAUCCCACUGAAUACAGGAGCAUCGUUGGAGGACUCAGGUAUCUAACCGAUACCCGUCCAGAUAUAUCGUUUUUAGUUGGAGUAGUAAGCCGCUACAUGGAAAGGCCAACUACAAAACACCUUCAAGCUGUUAAGGGAAUACUCAUGUAUGUGAAAGGCACCCUUGACUAUGGUCUGAAGUACUCAAGAGGAAGAAAAGAAGUUGUGAUUGCUGGAUACACUGACAGUGAUCAAGGGAAUGAUGUGAAUGAUAGGAGAAGUACAGGUGGAAUAGCUUUUUAUGUGAAUGAAAAUUUGAUUACGUGGGCCUCACAAAAACAGAGAUGUGAGGCCUUAUCUUCCUGUGAAGCAGAGUUUAUGGCAGCCACUCUAGCAGCUUGCCAAGGAAUAUGGCUUAGAAGACUCCUCAGGGAAAUAACAGGGCAAACUGUGCCACCUAUAACUCUGCUGGUUGAUAAUCGUUCAUCACUUGACCUCAUGAAGAAUCCAGUCUUUCAUGGAAGGAGCAAGCACAUAGAUAUAAGAUUCCAUUUUAUUUGUGAAUGCAUAGAAAAUGGGGAGAUAACAGUGAGUCAUGUAAGCAGCAAAGAGCAGAAGGCUGACAUACUCACCAAGACACUGGGAAGAAUUAAACAUGAAGAAAUACGGAAUCUUAUUGGAGUCAAGAAGUUUUAA
Messenger RNA from Lactuca sativa (garden lettuce), 723 nucleotides. The record is from RefSeq and is a predicted model, not a curated record. NCBI's taxonomy places the organism in Eukaryota, Viridiplantae, Streptophyta, Magnoliopsida, Asterales, Asteraceae.